Molecule: messenger RNA, 3136 nt
Organism: Chenopodium quinoa (quinoa)
Lineage: Eukaryota; Viridiplantae; Streptophyta; Magnoliopsida; Caryophyllales; Amaranthaceae
Product: vacuolar-sorting protein BRO1-like
Exons: 8
Coding region: 131-2839 (902 amino acids)
Biological process (GO): protein transport to vacuole involved in ubiquitin-dependent protein catabolic process via the multivesicular body sorting pathway
Cellular component (GO): endosome
Molecular function (GO): protein binding
Source: RefSeq, a predicted model, not a curated record
CGUAAAUGACAGUACGAAAAUUGUAACUAUCUUUGAGAAAUUUCCUUCGUGAUUAAGGACAGCAACGCGGACAGUGUCCAUCACCCUCAAAAUCUCUCAUUUUCUCUCUCUCCUCCUCAAGCUCUCAACAAUGGCGACCUCAACCUCGACCUCAUCAGCAGCAACAACAAAUCUCAUGCUAGCAAUCUACGAGAAGAAGACCAACUCCCUCGACCUCUACCGUCCUCUCCGCAACUACAUCACCUUCCAUUACUCCGAGCGCGAAGCCCAAAACCUCGACGACGAUCUCGAAACCGUCAAACAACUCCGCUCCGACAUCGAAAAAUCCACCGAUUCACCCCCUGCUAAGCGCGAUACUCUCCUCAAAUACUUCAAAUGCCUUUGUUUGAUGGAAACUAGGUUUCCCAUUUCGCCUGAUAAAGAUCACAUUAAUUCUCUGCAAUUCACAUGGUUUGAUGCUUUCAAGACGAAGUACAAGUCGUCGCAGAUUAAUCUGCACCUCGAGAAGGCGGCGGUGCUGUUUAAUUUGGGGGCUGUGUAUAGUCAGAUUGGGUUGUCUGUUGAUCGGUCUACGGUGGAGGGGAGGAAGCAGGCGGUGCAUAAUUUCGUUACCGCGGCCGGGGUUUUCGCUUAUUUGAGGGAUAAUGUGGCGGUGAAGGCGGCUGCUGGUGGGUCGGCGACUGUGGAUGUUUCGGUUGAGUGUGCUGGGAUGUUGGAGAGGUUGAUGUUGGCUCAGGCUCAGGAAUGUGUUUUUGAGACUAGUAUUGCUAAAGGGAGUACUCCUGGGGCUUGUUCCAAGAUCUCUCGUCAGGUUGGAAUAUACUAUGAAGAAGCUUUAGCUGCACUCAGUGUUCCUCCUCUUAACUAUCAUUUUGACAAGACUUGGAUAGCUCAUGUGCAGCUCAAGGCAUCUCUUUUUUUCGCUGAGGCUUGCUACAGGUACAGUUUAGAGCUCCAUGAGAAAGAGGAGAUUGCUGAAGAAAUUGCUAGGUUGAAGUCUGGGAUUAGUGCUCUAUCUGAUGUGAAGCGAUCGACUAAAGGAGCUCCUGCCCAGCUCCUGGAUGCUGUUAGUAAGCUUGAGGCAAGUCUUAAUCGCAAUCUGGAGAGGGCAAUGAAAGAGAAUGAUAGAGUGUACCUGCAAAGGGUACCACAAGCCAGUUCAUUGGCUCCUCUACCUGCAUUUUCAUUGGUAAAACCUGCGCCUUUGGAUGAGAUAGUGGAUGCGAGCAAAGAGAAGAUGUUUUUAUCUCUCGUUCCAGACAGCAGUACAAAAGCUCUUUCCAAAUACACUGAGAUGGUUGAUGAUGUUAUUAGAACCCAAGCUGAGAAACUGCAGCAGGGGAGCGAGCUAGCUAGAGUGAGGCUUAAAGAAAUGGACUUACCUGAAUCUCUUCUUGCUUUAGAAGGGAAUGUGAGCCUUCCAGAAAAUCUCAGAGAAGAUGUGGAAGCAGUGCAAAUUAGUGGUGGUCCAGCUGGACUAGAUGGUGAGUUACAACAACUUAGAGAUCUGAGAAGGGUCAAUCAUGAAUUAUUGGUACAGACAGAGGAACUUUUACAGAAAGAAGCUCAAGAGGAUUCUCAGUUUAGAAGCCAGUUUGGCACACGGUGGACAAGGCCUCAAUCCAGUACACUUACAAAGAACCUGCUGGAUAGGCUGAACAGAUUUGCUGCUAACUUAAAGCAAGCUGGAGAAAGUGAUGCUAGAAUUGAGCGUUCUGUCAAAGACCAUUCUGCCCUCAUGUCAAUACUUGAUCGCCAACCUAUUGAGGCUGCACUUCCUACUCUUGCAAAGCCAAUUAUGUCUUUGGAUGCUAAUGAGGAUGCAGUUGUUGGAGCUUUGAAGCAAAGUUUGAGGCAACUGGAGACUCUCGGAGCUGAACGGGCAGGCCUUGAAGAUAUGCUUAAAGAAAUGAAAAGAAAGGAUGACAUACUGCCAAAGCUGAUGACAUCCACUGGAUCUUAUGAGGAUCUUUUUAAGAAGGAAAUUGCAAAAUAUGAUCACAUCUGCGAAGAGAUUUCUAGAAAUAUCCAGGCACAAGGGCAGCUAUUGAUGCAAAUCCAGGCACAGAAUGAUCAGUUUUCUGCUAUCUUUAAUCUUGAAGACUUCAAGGCUUCUCGUGAGAAGUGCUUUAAGCAGAUUGAAGCUGCCAUAGCAAAGUACCGAGAAAUCAAGGAUAACAUAAAUGAGGGACUCAAGUUCUAUGUAACGCUUCAGGAUGCAAUUACGAAUGUAAAGCAACAGUGUAGUGAUUUUGUGAUGACCAGAAAUAUCCAGUGCCGUGAAAUGAUAGAAGAUGUGCAGAGACAAAUAUCAGGCCUCAGCUUCCAGGAUAGGAAUUCGGGUAAUCAAAGCUACCCGUCAGUAGGCCAAGCCCAUCAGCCUCCAAGAACAAUGUCUCCACAGCAAACAGAAAAUGUAGCUCCUAGGGCACAGCCACCCCCCUCCUAUUAUCACCCGUCUCCGCAACAAACAGAUGCUGGAAAUGUUUCUCAAGCUUCUAGACCUCAAGCACCUUCUCCUUAUUAUCAGCCAUCACAGAGUUCCUCAAUGCCUGGAUAUGCUCCUCCUUAUGGUUCCACACAAGGCCCCUCUCAGCAACCUCAUCCACCUCCGUACCAUGCUCCACCUUCAAGUGGCUCUCCAUACCCACCUCAACAAGGGCAACAACCACAUCAGCAGCCUCCGACCAGUUAUGAAUACGGGCAGCCUGCUUAUCCAGGAUGGCGAGGUCCAUAUUAUAAUGCACAUGGCCAACAGCCAUCAUCUUACCCUCGACCACCAUACACUGCUCCAAGUCCCUAUCCUCCUCAUCAAAGUGGAUACUACAGGCCACAAUGAUGUCUGCAUUGUGAUGCCAUGGUUUUUCUUUUGUUUUUACUGUUUUCGUCCAUGUCAGGGACUGCCAUAUGUCAAUAUUAUAUUGUAAUCACUUAUUGAAGAAUCCCACUUAAUGUAUGCCUUGUAUUUGAGAACUUGCCCCUUUAUGUAUAGGCUCUUAAUUCUUUCCAGGGUGUGCCAAGUGCUAAUAAUCAUUUGUAAAAUUUAUAGCAUCAUCUUUGAUGGUAGAUAUUUUGUUUGAAGGCAGUGUAUAAUACAACAAAGUUUUGAUUCAAUGAUUUUUUUUUUUUUUUUUUA